UUGAGGGGUAACCCAUCGCUCUUUCUCCGGGUAGUUCACGUCGUGAUGUCUAGGGUAUGGAAGGUCAUUCCGUGGGGGUAACUGUGGUUGCUGGCAGUUUCUAACGUUAUAAUAACCCCCCAUCAACUCUGCUCGGAACACGGCUCGGUUCCCAACACAAUCCUGCUGCCCUUCUCCCAUAAACAUCCAGAUACCCCAAGUGUCUUGUCGCACACGUUUUCAUCUAUCCAUUCGAGAUACACAUCUCAUUCCCUCAAACUUCCGAUACCCUCGUGAGCGUUUGCCCUUUCUCAGAAAGGCAUCAUCGGUCGCCAUGGGUUCUAUGUACCAAGUCCAGUCGAAGCUCCGUCAGGACCUUGGCCUCCACAAGGUUCAGGCUGUUUGCAAGCCCGGUCGUGAACUCAAUGGCACCAAGGCAUACGUCAGUGCAAUGGCCCGCUACGGUUUCAAUCCCACCGAGGAGUCCAGGUUCUUCCACUUGAAGAAGACCGAUCUCACCAAGGAGUUCCAACGCCGCGGCUACACUCGUCACUGGGAGCAGCUGGUUAGGACACCCCAGGAACGUCCCGACGAUCCUCACACAGACAACGAGCCUGUCCCUGCCGAGGAUCAGCAGUACGACACUCAGUAUCUCUGCGAGAUUGGUAUUGGCACUCCGCAACAGAAGGUCAAGCUUGACUUUGACACAGGAUCUGCUGAUCUUUGGGUCCGCUGCACAGACUCAUCUCUUCUUCAUCACGCCGACAAGAAGUUUGACCCGAAGAAGUCGGAUACCUUCCAGGAGAGCAAGACCGACCAGACCUGGAAGAUUCAGUACGGCGAUGGAAGCACCGCUUCGGGCACCGUCGGUACGGAUGUCAUUACUGUCGGUGGGCUUCAGAUCAAAGACCAAGCCAUCGAACUUGCCAAGAAGGUGUCCAGUGCCUUUUCCUCUGGCGAAGCUGACGGUCUUCUUGGACUUGCCUUCUCCACGAUCAACACCAUCGAGAGCGGUGGCAAACCGGAUCCACAGCCCACACCUGUCGAGAACAUGAUCAGCCAGGAGGACAUUCCCAAGGAGGCUGAGCUGUUCACAUCCGCCUUCUACAGUGCUCGUGAUGACAAGUCAGAGGAGAAAUCCUUCUACACCUUUGGCUGGGUCGAUGAAGAUCUCGUCAAAGCUUCCGGAAAAGAUAUCACAUGGACACCCAUCGACAACUCGGAGGGCUUUUGGAAGUUCCCCAGUGAGAGCGCUACAGUCGACGGCGAGAAUGUUUCUGUGAGCGGAAACACCGCAAUUGCUGAUACUGGUACCACACUGGCGCUCGUCUCAGACACGGUUUGCAAAGCGCUCUACGCAAAGAUCCCUGGCUCAAAGUACAGCUACCGAUACCAAGGUUACCUCAUCCCGAGCACAAUCACAGCUGAUCAGCUCCCUCAGCUGAGUGUCGCAGUUGGUGGAGAGCAGUUUGUUAUUCAGAAGGAGGAUCUGUUGCUGGCACCGGCUGACGAUGACCAUUGGUACGGUGGUGUGCAGUCGAGGGGUACUAUGCCUUUCGAUAUCUUGGGUGAUACAUUCCUCAAGUCCAUCUACGCUAUCUGGGACCAGGGCAACAACCGCUUUGGAGCUGUACCCAAGAUUGAGGUGAACCAGCACACAGUGUUCCCUAACACCGAGUCUUCACCUGAGGCCGACUCACCUGAGCCCGCAGACAAAAUUGGUGACGUCUUCCCCGUGGAGCAAGUCAAGGGAGCAGUGAAGAGUUUGAAGCUGCUGUAACUUGCGAGAGAGGCUGAAAUGUUUGUGGUCUGUGGGACGCUCGUUAGGAGGAAGAAGUCAGUUCUGUUGAUGUCUUUACUGUAUCGUAUAUGGAAACAGUGGCUUCACAGUGGAGGAAGUGCGUUGCCUUGAGUUACCUGUACCUUUAGCGCACGCUGAAACAUCCAUUGUUACCGUCGAGGUCACUAGAUAGUUACUCGUCCAAAUCUCAACUCUCAUGCUUGAACAUGAUCAUAUCUGUAGG
This is a messenger RNA of Neurospora hispaniola, 2003 nucleotides long. Its product is annotated as aspartic peptidase domain-containing protein. NCBI's taxonomy places the organism in Eukaryota, Fungi, Ascomycota, Sordariomycetes, Sordariales, Sordariaceae. The transcript is spliced from 3 exons. Gene Ontology annotation, biological process: proteolysis. Bases 314 to 1759 code for a protein of 481 amino acids. Gene Ontology annotation, molecular function: aspartic-type endopeptidase activity. The record is from RefSeq and is a predicted model, not a curated record.